UAUAAAGAGCCUGCCUGAGCUGCAGAGAAUCCCUGCAGAGGACCCGGGACAGCAAGCGGAUCUCCCACAGCAUCCACCCUCAGGUGACAUGAAGGUCUUCACAGCUGCCUUUGUGGUCGCCCUCGCCGCUGCCACCUUCUGCGCCCCUGCAUCUGCCUCCCCGUAUGCCUCGGACACCACACCCUGCUGCUUUGCCUACAUCUCCCGCCCACUGCCCCGCGCCCACCUGCUGGAGUAUUUCUACACCAGCAGCAAAUGCUCCGUGCCAGCAGUCGUCUUUGUUACCCGAAAGAAGCGCCAGGUGUGUGCUGACCCACAGAAGAAAUGGGUGCAGGAAUACAUCAACAUUUUGGAGAUGAGCUAGGAUGGAGGGUGCCUUGAACCUGAACUUUCACGAGCUUUCCUACUGCUGCUUGCUCUUGUCCUAACCAGCUUGAGAGGCUUCCCCGCAGCCCCUCCUCAGAGGGCACAGAUUCCACCACACAACAGCAGUUACAAAAGCCUCCCCCAUCUAAAGCCUAGGAGAGCCCCUGAGGCUCUGCCCUGUGCAUAGGAAAUCUCAAGUCUCUGAGCUUUAGGCCCCUCAGCUUGGCCACAGCUCUGCCAUUAAGAAGGAAGUCAGCGUGCCUCUGGAGGUGAACACUGGAUGAAGACUGGCCUCCUAGGAUAAUGCCCUGUGGCCAAAGCUUCCAUCUCAGCCCCUUGCUGGGAAAGGGUGACAGGCAAAUAUGAGAAAUCAGCUUUCCAUUAAAAUUCUCAGCACAAAUGCAAA
Manis pentadactyla (Chinese pangolin) is the source of this 772-nucleotide messenger RNA. It is a transcript of the gene CCL5, whose product is annotated as C-C motif chemokine ligand 5. The record is from RefSeq and is a predicted model, not a curated record. Gene Ontology annotation, cellular component: extracellular region. Bases 89 to 364 code for a protein of 91 amino acids. Lineage: Eukaryota; Metazoa; Chordata; Mammalia; Pholidota; Manidae. Gene Ontology annotation, biological process: positive regulation of ERK1 and ERK2 cascade; inflammatory response; monocyte chemotaxis. Gene Ontology annotation, molecular function: chemokine activity; CCR chemokine receptor binding. The transcript has 3 exons.